UCUCUGUGUGUGUGUAUGUGUGUGCGUGUGUGUGUGUUCGUGUGUGUAUGUAUCUAGAUACCUUUGUCGGUGGCGGUGUCUCUGCCAUUACAAUUUGACGUCAGCAGCGAGUAUCUUGCCAGCUUGUCGCUUGUCAAUCUAGGCGCUGAUAAAAAACGCAACCACGAAACAUAAACCAACCAAAGCAACAACAACUACAACAACAACAAUUAUAAAAAAAAGCAAGUGCCGUGGAAUCGUUCGUCUGGCGUAUCUUUUACUGCCUUUUGGUCGCCGGUUGUGUUUUUCAGUGAUAAAUGCAUUUCAUGCGUUCCAACUAUGUAAAUACCAAUUUAAUUUGAGUGUCUAUAGUAAAUACCAAACCCCCAAACGCACCCCCACCACCCACCUCCGCUCCCCCCUCUCUCUCUGUCUCUCGCCCAGAGAUACAAAGGCAAAAGAGUGUUGAAAAAAAAAGGCCGUCAGCAGUCAGAAAUCCACACACAGUUUGGAAUCAUCGCCAUCGUCGUCGUUGUCCAACUGGCAACCAAAUAUUGAAUAUUUACACAUGCGUUGAGUGGAGUGCAUUUUCGAGUGGCUGCACUUACGAGUAGUACUAUAUCCACAGAUACACACAUAUAUACAUAUACAUAUAUAUAUAUCGCACUGUGCAGUUUACGGAGUUUCGAGUUUGAGUACGAGUAUCACAUCAUCAACAACAGAGUUUGUCAGCAGCAGAUUCAUUCGUGUGAGUGUCGUGUGUUGUGGGUUAUCAUAUAGUUUGCUAAUUGGCCCAUAAGCCCGCUCGGAACGGCUGCCGACUCCGGAGAUACUUUACUCCACUUCACUUCGACAACUGAGGACUGAGGACUGAGGAUAACCAGCAAUGGAUAUGAAUAUGUCGUUGUUGCUGCUCACUCUGGCCUACGUCGCCACAUUGGCACCCAGCUUGGCCGGCUCUUCGCGAUUCAUUCAACCGCCGCAGAGUCAAACGAUCAUCGAGAACGAUGCCGUUGACUUCAGCUGUGAGGCAACGGGACCCUCCAGCGAUUUCCACUACGACUGGUUGCACAAUGGUCAACAAAUUGUGUAUGACAAGCGUGUCGCACAAAUCGGCUCCAAUUUGCAUAUCGACUCCGUGAGGCGCGAGGAUGCCGGCGAUUAUGUGUGUAUUGCAGCCAGUGUGACCAGCGGCGCCAGGCAGGCGUCCCCGCCAGCUAAAUUGAGCGUAAUAUAUCUGGACUCGGCCAGCGUGCAGUUGCUGGGCAGCAAUCGGAACGAGCUGCUGCUCAAGUGCCAUGUGGAGGGUGCAUCCGGCGAUGAGAUGCUGCAGAUUGAAUGGUAUCGGGACAGCGCCAAGUUGAGCACCUGGCAGAAUGUGGAGCUGCAGCAGCAUCGCCUCCUGGUGCGUCAGCCGAGCACUGCCGACGAUGGACUCUAUCGCUGUACUGCAGCCAAUGCGGCGGCACGUGUGAUGAGCAAACAGGGCUAUUUGUAUAGGUAUCAGUCGAGUGCUCUGGGCGUUGCCAAGUGUCUGCCCCGUCUGAAGAAGAACCAGAAGUUGCCCGAGUCCUGGGGCAAACAGGUAUUCUUGUGUCGCGGCAAACGUGGCGGCUCUGGCGACAUGGAACAAUCACUCUCAUUGCCCCCAUCGCCGGAAGGUCUGCGCAUCGAGCAGGGUCCCAAUGCCAAGCUGACCAUUAAAGAGGGCGAUGCGGCAGCGUUGAGCUGCCUCUACGAGCUACCUGCCGAGCUGCAAAAUCAACGUGUCCAGCUGCGUUGGCGAAAGGAUGGCAAAAUCCUACGACAUGUGGAGCUAGGCGAACCAUUAAUACCUGGCCUGACCCUGGACCAUGGCAAGGAUGCCCUCCUACGCGAAGAUGCACGUUUGGUCCUCCACAAACAGAAUGGCACACUCAGUUUCAAUAGUGUCAUUGCCAGCGAUGCUGGUAUUUAUAUGUGCCAAAUACAGCUGGAAGGACAUGCAGCUGUCAACUCCCCACCUGGCACUCUGGAGGUGAUUGAGCAGCUCAAGUUCACGCCGCAGCCAACGUCAAAGAAUCUGGAACUUGGUCAACAGGGCAAGCUGCACUGUAAAGCACAAGGCACCCCAACGCCGCAGGUGCAAUGGCUCAGGGAUGCGUCGAAUAGCAGCCUGCCCGACAACGUGGACGACAUCAAUGGCACUCUAAUCUUCCGGAAUGUUAGCGCCGAGCAUCGCGGCAACUAUACGUGUCUGGCCAGCAAUAGUCAGGGCCAGAUCAAUGCCACUGUCUCUAUAAAUGUGGUAGUUGCUCCCAGGUUUAGUGUGGCGCCCCUGGGACCCGUCGAGACAGCCGAACAGGGUGUCGCUGUCAUACAUUGCCAGGCAAUUGGUGAUCCCCGGCCGACGAUCCAAUGGGAUAAAGAUUUGCAAUAUAUGAGCGCGAAUAAUACGGAUCGUCAGCGUUUCAGCUUUCUGGAGAAUGGCACCUUGGAGAUACGCAAUGUGCAAGUGGAGGAUGAGGGCAAAUAUGGCUGCACCAUUGGCAACAGUGCGGGCCUGAAGCGAGAAGAGGUCCAACUGGUGGUGCGGACCAACAGCGAUGGUUUCAUUACAGAGGAAUCAGCCGGCGAUGGUUUUCUGGUCACACGUGCCGUGCUCAUUACCAUGACGGUGGCUUUGGCUUAUAUAGUGCUCGUGGUUGGAUUGAUGUUGUGGUGUCGCUAUCGUCGGCAGGCACGCAAGGCGCGCCUCAAUGAGCUGAGCAUCAAGGAAGCGGGCGGGGAUCAACCCGAGCCGGGCAAAAACAAUGAACAGGAACCCUGUCUAUCCAAAACGCAACGGAAUGGCCACAGCAAAUCCCGGGCAGCAAAUGGUGAUCCACAGAAAUCCGAUGAUACCGCAUGCAGUCAGCAAUCGAAGGCUUCAAAGAAAUCCGCCAGUGUCUAUGAGCAACUGUCGCUGCCACGCUCCGGUUUAAGUGAACUGAUUCAAAUUGGACGCGGUGAGUUUGGCGAUGUGUUUGUGGGCAAAUUGAAGGCAUCCCUGGUGUCGGUCUUGUCGCCCAGUGACAAGGAUGCCGACACUGAGAAGCAGCACAGUAAUAGUGAGAAUGGCAGUGGUAGCAGCGGAAGCACCACCUUAAGCACACUAAAUGAGAAACGACGCUCCAAGACAUCUAUGGAUGACAUUGAGGAAAUCAAGGAGGAGGAACAGCCACAGCCACAGCAGGAGGAUCAUUUGGUUCUAGUCAAGGCACUGAACAAGGUCAAAGAUGAGCAGGCUUGCCAGGAGUUCCGUCGGCAGCUAGACCUGCUGCGCUCCAUCUCGCAUAAGGGUGUUGUCCGUCUCUAUGGUCUGUGCCGCGACAAGGAUCCGCAUUAUUUGGUGCUGGAGUACACCGAUUGGGGGGAUCUCAAGCAAUUUUUAUUGGCCACCGCCGGCAAGGUUAACACCGCCACAGCCACAUCCUCUCCACCACCACUGACCACCAGUCAAAUGCUUGCCGUCGCUUAUCAAAUAGCCCGGGGAAUGGAUGCCAUCUAUCGCGCUCGCUUCACCCACAGAGACCUUGCCACUCGUAACUGCGUCAUCUCCAGUGAAUUUAUUGUGAAAGUCGCCUAUCCGGCAUUGUGCAAGGACAAGUAUAGUCGCGAAUAUCACAAGCAUCGCAAUACGUUGCUGCCGGUGCGCUGGCUGGCACCGGAAUGCAUACAGGAGGAUGAGUAUACCACCAAGAGCGACAUCUUUGCCUUUGGCGUCGUCGUCUGGGAGCUAUUCAAUCAGGCUACCAAACUGCCGCAUGAGGAGCUAAGCAACGAGCUGGUGGUCCAACGUUCACUCGACAAUACACUGGAAUGGUCCGUGGCCGAGGAGACGCCAGCCUGCCUCAAGGAGAUUUUGCUCACCUGCUGGUCGACCAAUCCCAAAGAACGUCCGUCAUUCAGUCAGUUGGGUGCUGCUCUGAGCAAGGCCAUGCAAAGUGCUGAGAAGUGAGCGCUUUGGUGACUGACUUAGUGUUGGUAAACGUUUGAAACAGAACAAGAAACAGUUUGCUAACUACGCCAAAUAUAAUUUGUAGUACAUAUUUGUCUUAGUGUAUUUAAAUAGCUUAAGUUAAGUUUGAUAAAUGUAUCAAUAUAAGUAUUUGCAUUGUACUGAGCUAUUUUUUUAAAUGCUAGACGCAUGUUCAACAUGCGUACUUAAUUAUAACCUAAGAUUAAUAAUAUAUUUUAAUUGUAUAAAUCA
Messenger RNA from Drosophila grimshawi, 4210 nucleotides. RefSeq names its product tyrosine-protein kinase-like otk (gene otk). Gene Ontology annotation, cellular component: plasma membrane; axon. The transcript has 7 exons. The coding region runs from base 866 to 3958 and encodes 1030 amino acids. Gene Ontology annotation, molecular function: ATP binding; protein tyrosine kinase activity; cell-cell adhesion mediator activity. Gene Ontology annotation, biological process: axon guidance; homophilic cell-cell adhesion; dendrite self-avoidance. The record is from RefSeq and is a predicted model, not a curated record. Lineage: Eukaryota; Metazoa; Arthropoda; Insecta; Diptera; Drosophilidae.